AUGAGUAUCAACGAAAUUCCACUCAUCAACGUACCUUACCCCCCAGAAUUGACGGUAGAAGAGAUCUUAAGUCGUAGAUCCGAGGAGAAACUGGGGUCAAAAGCUCCAAAUAGAUUUUUUAUUUAUAGGGUGGCGUAUAUAAAAGAACUUAGGAAAAGGAUCAGUAACAAUAUUUCUAUGACCAGAAUAUCGCCAUAUAUAAGUUUAUCUUGGUCAAAAGAGCCUUCUGAAGUAAAAGAAGCUUAUAAAAGACUUUCUGAACUGGCAGAAAAUAGGUUGAAGGAAAUGAGACAAAGGGAUACUACUCCAAUAUUUAUUCAUGAAAACUUUUCGCCCCCAUCACCACCACCUAGUCAACCUAACAAUGAUAUCAUAACUAACAAUAAUAUCAUACCUAACGAUAAUAUCAUAGUUGAUGAACCGUUAUUCUUUUAUACUUACUUCGACUAUUAUUACGAUUAUUAUUACUAUGAUUAUAACAAUAAUUGUUAUUACUUCUAUUAG
This is a messenger RNA of Rhizophagus irregularis DAOM 181602=DAOM 197198, 504 nucleotides long. RefSeq lists its product as uncharacterized. The record is from RefSeq and is a predicted model, not a curated record. NCBI's taxonomy places the organism in Eukaryota, Fungi, Glomeromycota, Glomeromycetes, Glomerales, Glomeraceae.